AUGUCCGCUAGCAGUGUAUCGACGUUGCUUCAAGGGCUUGUGUGGCUCUCUGAUUGGAUAUCAAGCUUUCGACUAGCCUCUUCCUCCAUCGUGACAAAUGGACCCCAAAUGACAAGUUAUUUGGGCCUGCUUCCAGAUCUGUUGCCAGAACCGGACGAAAAAAAACACGGUGGCACAGUCAAUCCCUCAGUUGUGUGGUCUAAGUAUGGCCGAGACCAAUAUAGGGGGAGUCAGAGUUAG
Messenger RNA from Protopolystoma xenopodis, 240 nucleotides. The record is from the annotation of a GenBank genome assembly. NCBI's taxonomy places the organism in Eukaryota, Metazoa, Platyhelminthes, Monogenea, Polystomatidea, Polystomatidae.